Molecule: messenger RNA, 13578 nt
Organism: Cercocebus atys (sooty mangabey)
Lineage: Eukaryota; Metazoa; Chordata; Mammalia; Primates; Cercopithecidae
Gene: SVEP1
Product: sushi, von Willebrand factor type A, EGF and pentraxin domain containing 1
Exons: 48
Coding region: 1576-12294 (3572 amino acids)
Molecular function (GO): calcium ion binding
Source: RefSeq, a predicted model, not a curated record
UUGUGAUGCUUGUCACUGAAAGUAUUUUGGUAAGUACAGAUGGAGUUAAAUCUUUCACUAUUAGAAACAGAGGAAACUGAGAUCACUGAAUUCCAUCAUGAAAUAGAUACUGAUGCUGAGCCAAGGAUUGGAAGUGACUCAGUUCAGGUGGUUUACAUAACUGUAGGCUGAUCUACACAGGAUUCCUGACUCCUAGCUGGAAUCUUUUAACCAAAGGUCCCACCCUCAUGCAAAGUGCACCUUUCCUUUACCCGUGCGCUAUCCCCUUUGGGGGUCCUGCUUUGGAAAAACUACCCCAGGUAGCAACUUGUUUCAAAGCAGAUAUAUGCCAGGUAUCAUUCAAAGCCAGGUCAAUCUUAUCUGUUGAAAUAGAUCAACAGCACAUGACAGGGGUUUGGGGACCCCCUACUCAUGCUUCAGAUUUCAGCACAAACUUUCCGUCCUCAGAGAAGGCUUCUCCGGCCUCUCCAAGGUCAACUCUGUCUACCUAAACUCUCCUUUAUUUAGCAUGGUCAGUUGUCAUUACAUAUAUUUUGUAUGUUACUAUCUGGUUAAUGGUCACCUGACUUGUUACCGUUUAAGUUCCUUAAGGAUAGAAUCCGUGUCAAUUUUUGUUCCUUAUAUUUACAGUGCCUCACAUAGCUCCUGGCACACAAUGGGCAUUCAAAAAGUAUUUGUUAAAAUCAGGAAAGAAUGAAUAAAUUCACGACUGAAGCACCAUGACAAAUCAUUCCUAUGGAAUGCAUAAGGUUAGAUGCAACCCCUUUAUGGUGUGAUCUGAGGGGGCCCUCAAGGGUCUGCACGCUCACACACACCACUGAUUAGAAAUCCCCAUCAGGAAAAUUGUACAAUCAUCUAUUUGGUGAGGGCUUUGGGACACUGAAUGGGGGAAGAGAAACACAAAAGGUGAGCAAGCAGUUUUCAAAGGAUGCUUUCAACUCCCUGGCCAGCCCGCGUCUAUGUUUUCGUCUACAAAGUGUUUCCAAUUACUGUGGCACUCUCGGUAUCUGGAUCCAUCUCCAGUGAAUUCCUCUGCAGCUCCUGCCAGACAUAUGGGAUCAAUCAGGGCUUCGGCGCUGGUGCGCUUGCUGCGGGAAUGUUGACAGCCUGACAGACGCGGGGUUCUGGUGUCAUGGAAUCUCCGAGCCUUUGGCUUGAACCCGGGAGGAGAAUGAGAGGGGGAGGAGGGAGAUAGAGUCAGAGAUACAGAAAGGAGACAGGAGCGGGGAGAGGGAGAGAGGGAGAGAAGGAGGGAAGCGGGAGAUUUUUCUUGACUGCCCCCUUUCCUUCAAACAUUUUAUAGGCUUCAGGGAGAGAGAGGAGGAGGAGAGAGGGAAGAAAAAAAGAGGAGAGCGAGAGGGGUAGAGAGCGCGCGCUGUUCCCUCCGGAGUUUCCGAGCUGCUGAGGAGUCUGGAUUGUGUCUGUCCCCAGUGUCAGAUGAAAAGGCGCUGAGGCUCUUGGCCGCUGCCCCGCGCCCCGCUCCGCGCACGCCCCUCUGCGAGUCGGGCCGCAGGGCGCCUCUUCCCGCCGGAGCCGCCGCCUGCGCUCCGGGGCAGCCGCUCUGUCUCCAGCGCGAUGUGGCCUCGCCUGGCCUUUUGUUGCUGGGGUCUGGCGCUCGUUUCGGGCUGGGCGACCUUUCAGCAGAUGUCCCCGUCGCGCAAUUUCAGCUUCCGCCUCUUCCCCGAGACCGCGCCGGGGGCCCCCGGGAGUCUCCCAGCGCCGCCGGCUCCUGGCGACGAAGCGGCGGGGAGCAGAGUGGAGCGGCUGGGCCAGGCGUUCCGGCGACGCGUGCGGCGGCUGCGGGAGCUCAGCGAGCGCCUGGAGCUCGUCUUCCUGGUGGAUGAUUCGUCCAGCGUGGGCGAAGUCAACUUCCGCAGCGAGCUGAUGUUCGUCCGCAAGCUGCUAUCCGACUUCCCCGUGGUGCCCACGGCCACGCGCGUGGCCAUCGUGACCUUCUCGUCCAAGAACUACGUGGUGCCGCGCGUCGAUUACAUCUCCACCCGCCGCGCGCGCCAGCACAAGUGCGCGCUGCUCCUCCAAGAGAUCCCUGCCAUCUCCUACCGGGGUGGCGGCACCUACACCAAGGGCGCCUUCCAGCAAGCCGCGCAAAUUCUUCUUCAUGCUAGAGAAAACUCAACAAAAGUUGUAUUUCUCAUUACUGAUGGAUAUUCCAAUGGGGGAGACCCUAGACCAAUUGCGGCAUCACUGCGAGAUUCAGGAGUGGAGAUCUUCACUUUUGGCAUAUGGCAAGGGAACAUUCGAGAGCUGAAUGACAUGGCUUCCGCCCCAAAGGAGGAGCACUGUUACCUGCUACACAGUUUUGAAGAAUUUGAGGCUUUAGCUCGCCGAGCAUUGCAUGAAGAUUUACCUUCUGGGAGUUUUAUUCAAGAUGACAUGGUCCACUGCUCAUAUCUUUGUGACGAAGGCAAGGACUGCUGUGACCGAAUGGCAAGCUGCAAGUGUGGGACACACACAGGCCAUUUUGAGUGCAUCUGUGAAAAGGGGUAUUACGGGAAAGGUCUGCAGUAUGAAUGCACAGCUUGCCCCUCAGGGACAUACAAACCGGAAGGUUCACCAGGAGGAAUCAGCAGUUGCAUUCCAUGUCCUGAUGAAAAUCACACCUCUCCACCUGGAAGCACGUCCCCUGAAGACUGUGUCUGCAAAGAGGGAUAUAGGGCAUCUGGCCAGACCUGUGAACUUGUCCACUGCCCUGCCCUGAAGCCUCCUGAAAAUGGUUACUUUAUCCAAAACACUUGCAACAACCACUUCAAUGCAGCCUGUGGGGUCCGAUGUCACCCUGGAUUUGACCUUGUGGGAAGCAGCAUCAUCUUGUGUCUACCCAAUGGUUUGUGGUCCGGUUCAGAGAGCUACUGCAGAGUAAGAACAUGUCCUCAUCUCCGCCAGCCCAAACAUGGCCACAUGAGCUGUUCUACAAGGGAAAUGUUAUAUAAGACAACAUGUUUCAUUGCCUGUGAUGAAGGGUACAGACUAGAAGGCAAUGAUAAGCUUACUUGUCAAGGAAACAGCCAUUGGGAUGGGCCAGAACCCCGGUGUGUGGAGCGCCACUGCUCCACCUUUCAGACGCCCAAAGAUGUCAUCAUAUCCCCCCACAACUGUGGCAAGCAGCCAGCCAAAUUUGGGACAAUCUGCUAUGUAAGUUGCCACCAAGGGUUCAUUUUAUCUGGAAUCAAAGAAAUGCUGAGAUGUACCACUUCUGGAAAAUGGAAUGUCGGAGUUCAGACAGCUGUGUGUAAAGAUGUGGAGGCUCCCCAAAUCACCUGUCCUAAGGACAUAGAGGCUAAGACUCUGGAACAGCAAGAUUCUGCCAAUGUUACCUGGCAGAUUCCAACAGCUAAAGACAACUCUGGUGAAAAGGUGUCAAUCCACGUUCAUCCAGCUUUCACCCCACCUUACCUUUUCCCAAUUGGAGAUGUUGCUAUCGUAUACACAGCAACUGACCUAUCCGGCAACCAAGCCAGCUGCGUUUUCCAUAUCAAGGUUAUUGAUGUAGAACCACCUGUCAUAGACUGGUGCAGAUCUCCACCUCCCAUCCAGGUCUCAGAGAAGGUGUAUGCUGCAAGCUGGGAUGAGCCUCAAUUCUCAGACAACUCAGGGGCUGAAUUGGUCAUUACCAGAAGUCAUACACAAGGAGACCUUUUCCCUCAAGGGGAGACUAUAGUACAGUACACAGCUACUGACCCCUCAGGCAAUAACAGGACAUGUGAUAUCCAUAUUGUCAUAAAAGGUUCUCCCUGUGAAAUUCCAUUCACACCUAUAAAUGGGGAUUUUAUAUGUGCUCAAGAUAGUACUGGAGUCAACUGUACAUUAACUUGCUUGGAGGGCUAUGAUUUUACAGAAGGGUCUACUGACAAGUAUUAUUGUGCUUAUGAAGAUGGUGUCUGGAAACCAACAUAUACCACUGAAUGGCCAGACUGUGCCAAAAAACGUUUUGCAAACCACGGGUUCAAGUCCUUUGAGAUGUUCUACAAAGCAGCACGUUGUGAUGACACAGAUCUGAUGAAGAAGUUUUCUGAAGCAUUUGAGACUACCUUGGGAAAAAUGGUCCCAUCAUUUUGUAGUGAUGCAGAGGACAUUGAUUGCAGACUGGAGGAGAACCUGACCAAAAAAUAUUGCCUAGAAUAUAAUUAUGACUAUGAAAAUGGCUUUGCAAUUGGACCAGGUGGCUGGGGUGCAGCUAAUAGGCUGGAUUACUCUUACGAUGACUUCUUGGACACUAUGCAAGAAACACCAACAAGCAUUGGCAAUGCCAGGUCUUCACGGAUUAAAAGAAGUGCCCCAUUAUCUGACUAUAAAAUUAAGUUAAUUUUUAAUAUCACAGCUAGUGUGCCAUUACCCGAUGAAAGAAAUGAUACCCUUGAAUGGGAAAAUCAGCAACGACUCCUUCAGACAUUGGAAACUAUCACAAAUAAACUGAAAAGGACUCUCAGUAAAGACCCCAUGUAUUCCUUUCAGCUUGCAUCAGAAAUACUUAUAGCUGACAGCAAUUCAUUAGAAACAAAAAAGGCUUCCCCCUUCUGCAGACCAGGCUCAGUGCUGAGAGGGCGUAUGUGUGUCAAUUGCCCUUUGGGAACCUAUUAUUCUCUGGAACAUUUCACCUGUGAAAGCUGCCGGAUCGGAUCCUAUCAAGACGAAGAAGGGCAACUUGAGUGCAAGCCUUGCCCCUCUGGGAUGUACACAGAAUAUAUCCAUUCAAGAAACAUCUCUGAUUGUAAAGCUCAGUGUAAACAAGGCACCUACUCAUACAGCGGACUUGAGACUUGUGAAUCGUGUCCACUGGGCACUUACCAGCCAAAAUUUGGUUCCCGGAGCUGCCUCUCAUGUCCAGAAAACACCUCAACCGUGAAAAGAGGAGCCGUGAACAUUUCUUCAUGUGGAGUUCCUUGUCCAGAAGGAAAAUUCUCACGUUCUGGGUUAAUGCCCUGUCAUCCAUGUCCUCGCGACUAUUACCAACCUGAUGCAGGGAAGGCCUUCUGCCUGGCCUGUCCCUUUUAUGGAACUACCCCGUUUGCUGGUUCCAGAUCCAUCACAGAAUGUUCAAGUUUCAGUUCAACUUUCUCAGCAGCAGAGGAAAGUGUGGUUCCCCCUGCCUCUCUUGGACAUAUUAAAAAGAGACAUGAAAUCAGCAGUCAGGUUUUCCAUGAAUGCUUCUUAAACCCUUGCCACAAUAGUGGAACCUGCCAACAACUUGGGCGUGGUUAUGUUUGUCUCUGUCCACUUGGAUAUACAGGCUUAAAGUGUGAAACAGACAUCGAUGAGUGCAGCCCACUGCCUUGCCUCAACAAUGGAGUUUGUAAAGACCUAGUUGGGGAAUUCAUUUGUGAGUGCCCAUCAGGUUACACAGGUCUGCGGUGUGAAGAAAAUAUAAAUGAGUGUAGCUCCAGUCCUUGUUUAAAUAAAGGAAUCUGUGUUGAUGGUGUGGCUGGCUAUCGUUGCACAUGUGUGAAAGGAUAUGUAGGCCUGCAUUGUGAAACAGAAGUCAAUGAAUGCCAGUCAAACCCAUGCUUAAAUAAUGCAGUCUGUGAAGACCAGGUUGGGGGAUUCUUGUGCAAAUGCCCACCUGGAUUUUUGGGUACCCGAUGUGGAAAGAACGUGGAUGAGUGUCUCAGUCGGCCAUGCAAAAAUGGAGCUACCUGUAAAGACGGUGCCAAUAGCUUCAGAUGCCUAUGUGCAGCCGGCUUCACAGGUUCACACUGUGAAUUGAACAUCAAUGAAUGUCAGUCUAACCCAUGUAGAAAUCAGGCCACCUGUGUGGAUGAAUUAAAUUCAUACAGUUGUAAAUGUCAACCAGGAUUUUCAGGCAACAGGUGUGAAACAGAACAGUCUACAGGCUUUAACCUGGAUUUUGAAGUUUCUGGCAUCUAUGGAUACGUCAUGCUAGAUGGUGUGCUCCCAUCUCUCCAUGCUCUAACCUGUACCUUCUGGAUGAAAUCCUCUGAUGACAUGAACUAUGGAACACCAAUCUCCUAUGCAGUUGAUAAUGGCAGCGACAAUACUUUGCUCCUGACUGAUUAUAAUGGCUGGGUUCUUUAUGUGAAUGGCAAGGAAAAGAUAACAAAUUGUCCCUCAGUGAAUGAUGGCAGAUGGCAUCAUAUUGCAAUCACUUGGACAAGUGCCAAUGGCGUCUGGAAAGUCUACAUCGAUGGGAAAUUAUCUGACGGUGGUACUGGCCUCUCUGUUGGUUUGCCCAUACCUGGUGGUGGUGCAUUAGUUCUGGGGCAAGAGCAAGACAAAAAAGGAGAGGGAUUCAGCCCAGCUGAGUCUUUUGUGGGCUCCAUAAGCCAACUCAACCUCUGGGACUAUGUCCUGUCUCCACAGCAGGUGAAGUCACUGGCUACCUCCUGCCCAGAGGAACUCAGUAGAGGAAACGUGUUAGCAUGGCCCGAUUUCUUGUCGGGAAUUAUGGGGAAAGUGAAGAUCGAUUCAAAGAGCAUAUUUUGUUCUGAUUGCCCACGCUUAGGAGGGUCAGUGCCUCAUCUGAGAACUGCAUCAGAAGAUUUAAAGCCAGGUUCCAAAAUCAGUCUGUUCUGUGAUCCAGGCUUCCAGCUGGUCGGGAACCCUGUGCAGUACUGUCUGAAUCAAGGACAGUGGACACAACCACUUCCUCACUGUGAACGCAUUAGCUGUGGGGUGCCACCUCCUUUGGAGAAUGGCUUCCAUUCAGCUGAUGACUUUUAUGCUGGCAGCACAGUAACCUACCAGUGCAACAAUGGCUACUAUCUAUUGGGUGAUUCAAGGAUGUUCUGUACAGAUAAUGGGAGCUGGAACGGCGUUUCACCAUCCUGCCUUGAUGUCGAUGAGUGUGCAGUUGGAUCAGAUUGUAGUGAACAUGCUUCUUGCCUGAAUAUAGAUGGAUCCUACAUAUGUUCAUGUAUUCCACCGUACACAGGAGAUGGGAAAAACUGUGCAGAACCUAUAAAAUGUAAGGCUCCAGGAAAUCCAGAAAAUGGCUACUCCUCAGGUGACAUUUAUACAGUAGGUGCCGAAGUCACAUUUUCGUGUCAGGAAGGAUACCAGUUGAUGGGAGUAACCAAAAUCACAUGUUUGGAGUCUGGAGAAUGGAAUCAUCUAAUACCAUAUUGUAAAGCUGUUUCCUGUGGUAAACCGGCUAUUCCAGAAAAUGGUUGCAUUGAGGAGUUAGCAUUUACCUUUGGCAGCAAAGUGACAUAUAGGUGUAAUAAAGGAUAUACUCUGGCUGGUGAUAAGGAAUCAUCCUGUCUUGCUAACGGUUCUUGGAGUCAUUCCUCUCCUGUGUGUGAACCAGUGAAGUGUUCUAGUCCAGAAAACAUAAAUAAUGGAAAAUAUGUUUUGAGUGGGCUCACCUACCUUUCUACUGCAUCAUAUUCAUGCGAUACAGGAUACAGCUUACAGGGCCCUUCCAUUAUUGAAUGCAUGGCUUCUGGCAUCUGGGACAGAGCGCCACCUGCCUGUCACCUUGUCUUCUGUGGAGAGCCGCCUGCCAUCAAAGAUGCUGUCAUUACGGGGAGUAACUUCACUUUCAAGAACACCGUCACUUACACUUGCAAAGAAGGCUAUACUCUUGCUGGUCCUGACACCAUUGAAUGCCUGGCCAACGGCAAGUGGAGUAGAAGUGACCAGCAGUGCCUAGCUGUCUCCUGUGAUGAGCCACCCAACGUGGACCAUGCCUCUCCAGAGACUGCCCAUCGGCUCUUUGGAGACAUUGCAUUCUACUACUGCUCUGAUGGUUACAGCCUAGCAGACAAUUCCCAGCUUCUCUGCAAUGCCCAGGGCAAGUGGGUGCCGCCAGAGGGUCAAGACAUGCCCCGUUGUAUAGCUCAUUUCUGUGAAAAACCUCCAUCAGUUUCCUAUAGCAUCUUGGAAUCUGUGAGCAAAGCAAAAUUUGCAGCUGGCUCAGUUGUGAGCUUUAAAUGCUUGGAAGGCUUUGUACUGAACACCUCAGCAAAGAUUGAAUGUAUGAGAGGUGGGCAGUGGAACCCUUCCCCCAUGUCCAUCCAGUGCAUCCCUGUGCGGUGUGGAGAGCCACCAGGCAUCAUGAAUGGCUAUGCAAGUGGAUCAAACUACAGUUUUGGAGCCAUGGUGGCUUAUAGCUGCAACAAGGGGUUCUACAUCAAAGGGGAAAAGAAGAGCACCUGUGAAGCCACAGGGCAGUGGAGUAGUCCUAUACCGACAUGCCACCCGGUAUCUUGCGGUGAACCACCUAAGAUUGAGAAUGGCUUUCUGGAGAAUACAACUGGCAGGAUCUUUGAGAGUGAAGUGAGGUAUCAGUGUAACCCGGGCUAUAAGUCAAUUGGAAGUCCUGUAUUUGUCUGCCAAGCCAAUCGCCACUGGCACAGCGAAUCCCCUCUGAUGUGCAUUCCUCUCGACUGUGGAAAACCUCCCCCCAUCCAGAAUGGCUUCAUGAAAGGAGAAAUUUUUGAAGUAGGGUCCAAGGUUCAGUUUUUCUGUAAUGAGGGUUAUGAGCUUGUUGGGGACAGUUCUUGGACAUGUCAGAAAUCUGGCAAAUGGGAUAAGAAGCUAAACCCAAAGUGUGUGCCUGCCAAGUGCCCAGAGCCACCCCUCUUGGAAAACCAGCUAGUAUUGAAGGAGUUGACCACUGAGGUAGGAGUCGUGACAUUUUCCUGUAAAGAAGGGCAUGUCCUGCAAGGUCCCUCUGUCCUGAAAUGCUUGCCAUCCCAGCAAUGGAAUGACUCUUUCCCUGUUUGUAAGAUGGUUCUUUGCACCCCACCUCCCCUAAUUUCCUUUGGUGUCCCUGUUCCUUCGUCUGCUCUUCAUUUUGGAAGUACUGUCAAGUAUUCUUGUGUAGGUGGGUUUUUCCUAAGAGGAAAUUCUACCACCCUCUGCCAACCUGAUGGCACCUGGAGCUCUCCACUGCCAGAAUGUGUUCCAGUAGAAUGUCCCCAACCUGAGGAAAUCGCCAAUGGAAUCAUUGAUGUGCAAGGCCUUGCCUAUCUCAGCACAGCUCUCUAUACCUGCAAGCCAGGCUUUGAAUUGGUGGGAAAUACCACCACCCUUUGUGGAGAAAAUGGUCACUGGCUUGGAGGAAAACCAACAUGUAAACCCAUUGAAUGCCUGAAACCCAAGGAGAUUUUGAAUGGCAAAUUCUCUUACACAAACCUACACUAUGGACAGACCGUUACUUACUCUUGCAACCGAGGCUUUCAGCUCGAAGGUCCCAGUGCCUUGACCUGUUUAGAGACAGGUGAUUGGGAUGUAGAUGCCCCGUCUUGCAAUGCCAUCCACUGUGAUUCCCCACAACCCAUUGAAAAUGGUUUUGUAGAAGGUGCAGAUUACAGCUAUGGUGCCAUGAUCAUCUACAGUUGCUUCCCUGGGUUUCAGGUGGCGGGUCAUGCCAUGCAGACCUGUGAAGAGUCAGGAUGGUCAAGUUCCAUCCCAACAUGUGUGCCCAUAGACUGUGGCCUCCCUCCUCAUAUAGAUUUUGGAGACUGUACUAAAGUCAAAGAUGACCAGGGAUAUUUUGAGCAAGAAGACGACAUGAUGGAAGUUCCAUACCUGACUCCUCAACCUCCUUAUCAAUUGGGAGCAGUGGCUAAAACCUGGGAAAAUACAAAGGAGUCUCUUGCUACACAUUCAUCAAACUUUCUGUAUGGCACCAUGGUUUCAUACACCUGUAAUCCAGGAUAUGAACUUCUGGGGAACCCCGUGCUGAUCUGCCAGGAAGAUGGAACUUGGAAUGGCAGUGCACCUUCCUGCAUUUCAAUUGACUGUGACUUGCCUAUUGCUCCUGAAAAUGGCUUUUUGCGUUUUACAGAGAGUAGCAUGGGAAGUGCUGUGCAGUAUAGCUGUAAACCUGGACACAUUCUAGUGGGCUCCAACUUAAGGCUUUGUCUACAGAACAGAGAGUGGAGUGGUGCUUCCCCACGCUGUGAAGCCAUUUCAUGCAAAAAGCCAAAUCCAAUCAUGAAUGGAUCCAUCAAAGGAAGCAACUAUACAUACCUGAGCAUGUUGUACUAUGAGUGUGACCCCGGAUAUGUGCUGAAUGGCACCGAGAGGAGAAUAUGCCAGGAUGACAAAAACUGGGAUGAAGAUGAGCCCAUUUGCAUUCCCGUGGACUGUGGUUCACCCCCAGUCUUAGCCAAUGGCCAGGUAAGAGGAGACGAGUACACAUUCCAAAAAGAGAUUGAAUACACUUGCAAUGAAGGGUUCUUGCUUGAGGGAGCCAGGAGUCAGGUUUGUCUUGCCAAUGGAAGUUGGAGUGGAGCCACUCCUGACUGUGUACCUGUCAGAUGUGCCACCCCACCACAACUGGCCAAUGGGGUGAUGGAAGGCCUGGACUAUGGCUUCAUGAAGGAAGUGGCAUUCCACUGUCAUGAGGGCUACAUGUUGCACGGUGCUUCAAAACUCACCUGUCAGUCAGAUGGCAACUGGGAUGCAGAGGUUCCUCUCUGUAAACCAGUCAACAACUGCGGACCUCCUGAAGAUCUUGCCCAUGGCUUCCCAAAUGGUUUUUCCUUUAUUCAUGGGGGCCAUAUACAGUAUCAGUGCUUUCCUGGUUAUAAGCUUCAUGGAAAUUCGUCAAGAGGGUGCCUUUCCAAUGGCUCCUGGAGUGGCAGCUCACCUUCCUGCCUGCCUUGCAGGUGUUCCACACCAGUAAUUGAAUAUGGAACUGUCAAUGGGACAGAUUUUGACUGUGGAAAGGCAGCCCGGAUUCAGUGCUUCAAAGGCUUCAAGCUCCUAGGACUUUCUGAAAUCACCUGUGAAGCCAAUGGCCAGUGGAGCUCUGGGUUCCCCCACUGUGAACACACUUCUUGUGGUUCUCUUCCACUGAUACCAAAUGCGUUCAUCAGUGAGAGCAGCUCUUGGAAGGAAAAUGUGAUAACUUACAGCUGCAGGUCUGGAUAUGUCAUACAAGGCAGUUCAGAUCUGAUUUGCACAGAGAAAGGGGUAUGGAGCCAGCCUUAUCCAGUCUGUGAGCCCUUGUCCUGUGGGCCCCCACCGUCUGUCGCCAACGCAGUAGCAACUGGAGAGGCACACACCUAUGAAAGUAAAGUGAAACUCAGAUGUCUGGAAGGUUAUACGAUGGAUACAGACAUAGAUACAUUCACCUGUCAGAAAGAUGGUCGCUGGUUCCCUGACAGAAUCUCCUGCAGUCCUAAAAAAUGUCCUCUGCCGGAAAACAUCACACAUAUACUUGUUCAUGGGGACGAUUUCAGUGUGAAUAGGCAAGUUUCUGUGUCAUGUGCAGAAGGGUAUACCUUUGAGGGAGUUAACAUAUCAGUAUGUCAGCUUGAUGGAACCUGGGAGCCACCAUUUUCUGAUGAAUCUUGCAGUCCAGUUUCUUGUGGGAAACCGGAAAGUCCAGAACAUGGAUUUGUGAUUGGCAGUAAAUACACCUUUGAAAGCACAAUUAUUUAUCAGUGUGAGCCUGGCUAUGAACUAGAGGGGAACAGGGAACGUGUCUGCCAGGAGAACAGACAGUGGAGUGGAGGGGUGGCAAUAUGCAAAGAGACCAGGUGUGAAGCUCCACUUGAAUUUCUCAAUGGGAAAGCUGACAUUGAAAACACGACGACUGGACCGAACGUGGUAUAUUCCUGCAACAGAGGCUACAGUCUUGAAGGGCUAUCUGAGGCACACUGCACAGAAAAUGGAACCUGGAGCCACCCAGUCCCUCUCUGCAAACCAAAUCCAUGCCCUGUUCCUUUUGUGAUUCCUGAGAAUGCUCUGCUGUCUGAAAAGGAGUUUUAUGUUGAUCAGAAUGUGUCCAUCAAAUGUAGGGAAGGCUUUCUGCUGCAGGGUCAAGGCAUCAUUACCUGCAACCCUGACGAGACGUGGACACAGACAAGCGCCAAAUGUGAAAAAAUCUCGUGUGGUCCACCAGCUCACGUAGAAAAUGCAAUUGCUCGAGGCGUACAUUAUCAAUACGGAGACAUGAUCACCUACUCAUGUUACAGUGGAUACAUGUUGGAGGGUUCCCUAAGGAGUGUUUGUUUAGAAAAUGGAACAUGGACAUCACCUCCUAUUUGCAGAGCCGUCUGUCGAUUCCCAUGUCAGAAUGGGGGCAUCUGCCAACGCCCAAAUGCUUGUUCCUGUCCAGAGGGCUGGAUGGGGCGCCUCUGUGAAGAACCAAUCUGCAUUCUUCCCUGUCUGAACGGAGGUCGCUGUGUGGCCCCUUACCAGUGUGACUGCCCGCCUGGCUGGACGGGGUCUCGCUGUCAUAUAGCUGUUUGCCAGUCUCCCUGCUUAAAUGGUGGAAAAUGUGUAAGACCAAACCGAUGUCAUUGUCUUUCUUCUUGGACGGGACAUAACUGCUCCAGGAAAAGGAGGACUGGGUUUUAACCACUGCACGACCAGCUGGCUCUCCCAAAAGCAGGAUCAUCUCUCCUUGGUAGUUCCUGGGCAUCCUGGAACUUAUGCAAAGAAAGUCCAACAUGGUGCUGGGUCUUGUUUAGUAAACUUGUUACUUGGGGUUACUUUUUUAAUUUUGUGAUAUAUUUUGUUAUUCCUUGUGACAUACUUUCUUACGUGUUUUCCAUUUUUAAAUAUGCCUGUAUUUUCUAUAUAAAAAUUAUAUUAAAGAGAUGCUGCUCUACCCUCACAAAAUGUACAUAUUCUGCUGUCUAUUGGGAAAGUUCCUGGUACACGUUUUUAUUCAGUUACUUAAAAUGAUUUUUCAAUUAAAAUAUAUUUUGCUACUAAAUAAUAUUUUGCUGGAUAGUACCAUUUUAUGAGGUGGCCAAGGGAUUCAUAGAGAGGACUCAUGAUCUUUCAUCUGUGCCACGGGCACCACAUGGGAGAACCCUUACAAUAAAGGAGACUCCUUCAUUCUGGUUCCAUCUUCUUUACAAUAUGUGUAAUAAAAAAAGUUUUUUCUUUCACUGAAUCAGACAGUAACUGUUGGACCUAGUACUCGCCACCACAUAAUUAUGUCCUGGUACUUAGGGUAGCCUGGCUAAUUCUUUUCUCAACAUUUGAAAAGCCGUAGGCAUUAACUUCGUGGAUGUGGAGAAACAGCAUAAUGACAUUGGUUCACAAUGAAAGUGCUAGCCUUCUUUCUCAUGGCUGGAAUAAGAAAUGCAAGAACUGGAAGAUUAACAGAGAGCUGAUACCUGGACUGGUAAUGCCACAACUCACUAUUUUGGGAGAAAGGAGGUAGGAAGGGGAAGACAGGGAAAGAGAAGGAAAAAGGCAAAUGGGAAACGUCCCCCAGAGCUGUACUCCUGGUCCCACCUGCAAAAGAGAAUUGCAGCCACCUAAGAGAAAGCUGAGCUGCCCCUCAGUCCUUACUGUCACCUACCUCUAUCACAAUACUUGUACCAAGAUGAAGACUUCCCCAGACUUCAGAAAAUAAACUCAAACCCUAGAUUUUGUUUUAAAAUAGGAAACUCAAUCAACUUGCCUCCAUCCUCUGGGAAAACUGCUCCCACACAGGCCUUGGAGUGUGUUGUAGCACCAUGGAGGAAUGCAGAAAGAUGAAAAAGAUUUUGAUUCUCCUAGUGGUUCUCUUCACUACCAUAGGCAUCCCUCAGCCAUUGACUCCUCCUUCUUUCUCUUGACAUUCACUUUCUUGACCAGUCUUACACGCUUAUGAGUCUGCCUUCCAAUAAAUUUACUCAUAGUCCA